Salvelinus namaycush (lake trout) is the source of this 805-nucleotide messenger RNA. It is a transcript of the gene cotl1, whose product is annotated as coactosin-like F-actin binding protein 1. Gene Ontology annotation, biological process: regulation of actin filament polymerization. NCBI's taxonomy places the organism in Eukaryota, Metazoa, Chordata, Actinopteri, Salmoniformes, Salmonidae. The transcript is spliced from 4 exons. Bases 360 to 788 code for a protein of 142 amino acids. The record is from RefSeq and is a predicted model, not a curated record. Gene Ontology annotation, cellular component: cortical actin cytoskeleton; plasma membrane; actin filament. Gene Ontology annotation, molecular function: actin filament binding.
UUAACCAUUGGGAGGUGAAUACUGCGCCUGGGGACUUCGCCGCACUAGUACGGCAACCUGAUUGACAAACAUCACCAACGCCCAUAAACUGGCUAUAGGAAAUGAAUCAAGUCGUGGAAAGAGUCUCUUUCUCAGAUAAUUGAGAAAAGAUACACCCUGCUCAGCGCGCUCCUCGUGUAAUAGCACAGACUCAACUGCUCAAUAGGGGCUGGUGAUUUCAGACUAGAGGUGUCUCUAUUGCAUAACUCUCGUUCUACUCCUUUUUGAUUUUUCUUUUCGCCUCGCUUUUUUCACUUCGACUACCGGUAGCAUAUCAGUUCUGCGUUCUCAUUUCUACUGUCCAUUUGCGUCCAUCCAAAAUGGCAACACGAAUCGAUAAAGAGGCUUGCAGGGAAGCUUAUAACCUCGUCAGAGACGAUAACACAGAGAUAAACUGGGCCGCGUUUAAAUAUGAGGGUCAUAUGAUUGUGCCGGCGGGCCAGGGGACUGAUUAUGAAGAAUUCAAGAGUCAGUGCACAGAUGAUGUGCGUCUCUUUGGCUUUGUGCGGAUCACGACGGGUGACGCCAUGAGCAAGCGUGCCAAGUUCACCCUCAUCACCUGGAUAGGGGAAAACGUGAGCGGCCUGCAGCGUGCCAAGAUCAGCACUGACAAGACAUUGGUGAAAGAUAUUGUCCAGAACUUUGCCAAGGAGUUCAUGAUCAGUGAUCCUCGUGAGCUGGAGGAGGACUACAUUCGCACCGAGCUGAAGAAGGCGGGUGGGGCCAACUAUGACGCCCAGGGAGAGUAGAGGAGAGUCCACCAGGG